Belonocnema kinseyi is the source of this 1288-nucleotide messenger RNA. RefSeq names its product synaptic vesicle glycoprotein 2A-like. The record is from RefSeq and is a predicted model, not a curated record. Gene Ontology annotation, molecular function: transmembrane transporter activity. NCBI's taxonomy places the organism in Eukaryota, Metazoa, Arthropoda, Insecta, Hymenoptera, Cynipidae. The transcript is spliced from 7 exons. The coding region runs from base 84 to 1154 and encodes 356 amino acids.
CUGGACAAAUUGCUCUUGUAUUUACCUAUGUUGCUGAAUUCCAACCAACUAAGUUUCGAAAACGAAUACUCUCAUGGUUAGACAUGGCAUGGAUUUUAGGACUUUUUUGUGUUCCACUUUUAGCUUGGAUCAUCAUGCCCCUUGAAAUAGAAUACGUUACAGGAAGCUUUUCAUUUCGAUCCUGGAAUCUUUUUAUCCUGAUUUGCUCCUUGCCAGCUUCAUUAAUCGCAACUUGUCUUCUAUUUUUUCCUGAAACGCCAAAGUUUCUUGCAAAUAGCCAACAAUAUUCAAAAUUGUUAAAAGUUCUCACAGAAAUGUAUGAGAGCAAUACUGGUAAAGCAGCAAAAGAUUUUCUUAUAACCCUGCCAAAGGAUGGAAAUCCAUUUACAGAUGAAAUGAUACGCUUAUUCUUAAAUAACAAAAAACUAAAGAUUGAAAAAUCAGUCCACGAAAAGAAUUUGAAUGUAAUUUUGGAUGAUCUGAAAUCACAGGCUAUAAACGUUUUUCAUUCAAACUAUAUGAAAAAAAUGAUAAUAGCGAGUGUGGCUACAUUUUUUAUUAUGUCGCCUUAUAAUACAUUAAUUUUAUGGUUUCCUGAGAUUUUGGAACGAUUUGCUAGAUUUGAAAAUCGUUAUCCUAACGAAACCUCCAGUGUUUGUACUGUUUCUCAACGAAAAGGAUUAUUUAAUACAAGCCUGAGUAAUGUUCCCAUUGGAUGUGAUCGAACGAUCGAUAAUAGUGUCUAUGUUAAUACUCUCUGGCUUUCUGCUGCUUGCGCUCCACCUGCAAUUUUAUUACCGCUAUUAGUUGAUAAAGUAGGAUUCAGAUUUUUCUUAGUUCCUGCCUCAGUUAUUGGCUGUCUUGCCACACUAGGAUUAUUUUUCGUGAAAUCUUCUCUUCAAAACAUGAUUAUAUCGUGUAUAUUCGAAUCAGCAACUUCGAUCGGAAUAAGCAUAAUAUACUGCUGUCUCGUGGUAAUCUUUCCCACAAAUUUCAGGGUUUUUGCAGUGACGGUGGCAGCACUUACUGGAAGAAUAGGCGGCUUUGUUGGUAAUCUUAUUUUUAGUCUUUUUAUCGAUGAUUAUUGCGUCCCUGUGAUUCUGUCAGUGGCAAUUCAACUUCUUUUGGGCGCAGUGCUGUGUUAUAUUUUGUGAUCAAAUCAACAAAAUUUCUAUUAUAAUAUACAUUAAUAACAGUUUCUAAUAUAGGAACAAAGUAAUGAAGUACAAACAUAUAUUGUGUAUUUUAGCUUUAAAAAUAGAAUUAUUGUAAUUUUUAGGCUUCUGAU